Messenger RNA from Ilex paraguariensis (yerba mate), 3236 nucleotides. Lineage: Eukaryota; Viridiplantae; Streptophyta; Magnoliopsida; Aquifoliales; Aquifoliaceae. The record is from the annotation of a GenBank genome assembly.
AUGGUGUCCACGAAAAGUGUUUACGAACCUAAUGAGGUGAUUGGGCUCAACACAAUAUUAAAAGCCCAUGAGACUGUUGUGUCCACAAAAAUUGGAUAUGAUCCUGAAAAUGUGAAAGAGCUUGGUACUACAAACAUGGCUGAACAGACGGAAAAAGCAUUUCUGAAGCAACCCAAAGUGUUUCUAUGCUCUAAGAAGUCUGGGAAAGGGAAGAGACCAGGAAAGGGCGGGAACCGCUACUGGAAGAGCAUUGGGUUGGGAUUCAAGACUCCAAGGGAAGCCAUUGAAGGUCUGUGCUCUAAGUGCAUAUUACACAAACAAACAAACUUUCUUGCUUAAUAGGUAUGUACCUGCAUAAACAGGUUUAUUUGGUGGGCCUAAGUUACUUGAUUUCGAAGAGGUAUUUUCACAGAUUUAACUAUGGUAUUGGUACUAAUAUUUUGAUACACGUAGAAAUGAGUAUACGUUUAUUUCUAUUUUAAUGGUUUUUGUGUGUGUGUGUGUGCGCGCGCGCCUGCGCUCGCUCGUGUGCAUGGUCACAUUCGCAUUGUGCUUUGUUGUGUUUUUUCUUUGCAUAUCUCUGUGUUUGUGUUCUACGAAACGUGUCUGCGAGUGCACUUGCCUGUGUGCAUGUGUUCCUGUGUUGUGUCUUUUUAUGCGGCUCUCAACGAGUGAAUAUGCUCCUUCACACAUUUUUAAUAAAUUCGUUCUGUCUAACUUUUUGCUAUGACAUGGGCCAGAUAGCUAAUUUUAGCUUGAUUUUAACCACUGUGGCUGGUGGUUGUAAGAGAGCAUGAUGUAGGGCAGCAGUGAGCCCAAAAAACCAGAACUAUUCUGAGGCUGUUUACAGUAAUUAUGGUUUGGAUGUUGUGGGUUAGGGUUUGAUGGAAAAGGGGUAGUGUUUUGUAGACUACUUUUAAGAAUAUAAAGAUUAUAAUUUCAAAUUUUUUUUAGAAGUUUAAAACUGGAAUAAUUGCCGAAAAAUAGAAGAAGAAGAAGGUUUUGAACUGCAUCUCACAAUUUCCAUCGCAUAAAUCUGCUGAGAAGUAGCUGAAAAUAUUUCUCCCCUUACAUUUCUAUAUAUAGACCUGCAUGUCAUCUUAGGAUUAGGACUCCGAAAACCCUUAGUUUAUUAUGGAUGAGAAAACUAAUGAACACUAGAACGAGGGUUCUAAACUCUAGAACCUUCUGACCCAAUAAUAUAAUUGGACCCCGAAGAUGACCCACGGGUCAUAGUAUAACCCAUCCUAGAAAUUCUGAAAAUUACAAAAAUACUCUUGAGCUCAACUUUAAAAAACGUAAAAAAGACAAACCAAAAGUCCCCGCAAACCAACUUUAUGUUGCUCAAAAAUAAGACACAACUAGGCUCAAAUACAAUUAUGUAAGGUUCCAUGUGAGUUUCUGUCUUCAAAGCGUGCCAAAUUCCAUAGUUUGUCUUGUCUCUGAAUUUCAAUUUUCUUAAACAUCAUACGGGCUGCACCAGGGCAUGUUUGGGUUAUGGUUAAAUGAAAUUCUUGCGACAUUGAGGAACAUAGCUGGAAAUAAUAGUCCUUAGUUGAAGAUAGGGCAGUCUUUUUAAUCAGGACUCCGAAGAUAGACCUCCAUGUCAUCUUAGGAUUAGGACUCGAAAGACUCUUAGUUUAUUAUGGAUGAGGAAACUAAUGUACACUAGAACGAGGGUUCUAAACUCUAGAACCUUCAGACCCAAUACCAUAAUUAGACCCAUAAGAUGACCCACGGAUCAUAGUAUAACCCAUCCUAGAAAUUCUGAAAAUUAAAAAAAUACUCUUGAGCUCAACUUUAAAAAACAUAAAAAAGACAGACCAAAAGUCCCAGCAAACCAACUUUAUGUUACUCAAAAAUAAGACACAACUAGGCUCAAAUACAAUUAUGCAAGGUUCCAUGUGAGUUUUUGUCUUCAAAGCGUGCCAAAUUCCAUAGUUUGUCUUGUCUCUGAAUUUCAAUUUUCUUAAACAUCAUACGGGUUGCACCAGGGCAUGUUUGGUUUAUGGUUAAAUGAAAUUCUUGGGACAUUGAGGAACAUAGCUGGAAAAAAUAGUCCUUAGUUGAAGAUAGAGCAGUUUUUUUAAUCAGCGUCGCAUGUUUGGCAUUAGAGGUGCAUGGAUAUAUGUUCAUACUUUAGAAGGCGAAGCUUAUUAUAGAGUUAUUGGGAAAUUUUAAUGUUGUAUAUUCUUGCAGUUGCAUCUUGACUACAAUUUGAAUUGCAGUGUUUUUUAAAUGCACUUGGUCCACUGCAAAAACAAUUGAGAAAAUUCAGUUUUCCUACACGGGGAUCAACUUAAACAUCACAUGGAGAACAUACACCCAAUUUUAUAAUUUGAAGUGGCAGGACUAGGGUUAUUUCUAUACGUACUCUCAUCAUCUAUUCUCUUUAUUUUCCUAAAUGUUAAAUUCAAACUUUUAACGUCUUCUCAAAGUGUUAAAUUCCAACUUAUAAUAUCUUCUCACUUUGUUAUCAAUGAGGAAUUGUCUUUAGGUAGCUUAAUGAGGCAUAAGGGUCAAAAAACGUUUUAUUUUCCAUAAAAUGUAUAUCCAGAGUGAUUUAACAUCAUCUCCUGAUAUUAGUGAAGCUUGCAAAUUUUGGCACAAAUUGAGCAUUUCAUUUCUCGUCAGAAGCUUCAACCAAAGCUCCAUAUCUGAUGUCCUAAGUAGAAAUUAGCUCCAAAGGAACUACCUUCGCUACGUCAAGAAAUACCAAAGAUAUGAGAAGAGGCAUUCAAAAAUUCCUGCACACAUAUCCCCAUGCUUCUGUGCCAAGGAAGGAGAUCAUAUUAUCAUUGGCCAGUGCAGGCCAUUGUCAAUGAUGGUGAGGUUCAAUGUGUUGAAAGUUAUACCUGCUGGAUCUUCUGGUGGCGGGAAGAAGGCUUUUACAGGAAUGUGAGGCUUGUCCUCCACUGCUUGUGAUGAGGCUGAGUGUUAUGCACACUGUGGGAUUAGAUUUAGCUGAUUUUGCGAGGAACCCACCUUAAUUUUGAACGGCAUCAAUAUCAGUUGUUGGUUGGACUUCUGCUUUUUCUUUUACCAAAAUUAAAUUGAAUCUUAGAGUUUCCAAUUGUAUAAAGGUAGUCCAGGGGUCACAGUUGCAUAUCGGUGAUACGAUUAAAUUUUGUGCUACAUUAAUUUUUUCAGUCUGAACAUAAAUUUCUUUUUUUUAUUUGCCUUGGCUGAAAAAUAGAUCUGACUUGUGUACCCAUUCAUUGAGUUUGCUGUUUAUG